This is a messenger RNA of Drosophila mauritiana, 1580 nucleotides long. RefSeq lists its product as uncharacterized. Bases 89 to 1441 code for a protein of 450 amino acids. Gene Ontology annotation, molecular function: nucleic acid binding; zinc ion binding. The transcript has 2 exons. NCBI's taxonomy places the organism in Eukaryota, Metazoa, Arthropoda, Insecta, Diptera, Drosophilidae. The record is from RefSeq and is a predicted model, not a curated record.
AAUAAAGGGAUUGUGAAAUUAUUUAAAAGAUUGAGUGCGUAUAUUCAUUUUUCGGCGUCCACAACAUCAGAAGUGGUCAUUACCCACUAUGCCUGACACUAAAUGGAAUCAAUUAUCAGUGCUCCAACUAAAGAAGCGGUUGGAAGCUCUUGGACGCCAGACUUCCGGCACAAAAGCGGAACUAAUAGUGCGUCUGCAGGCCAUUUCCCCAGAAACGCGUGGCGAUUCACCGCCAAAUAACGGAUCAGCAGCAGAAGAGGUGGAGGAAUUGGAUGGAGCUGCAGCCUGGCCAAAGCAGAGAGAGCCACAGGGUGGAAACACACGCACGAUCCCGUUCGACGAGCAGUCAUUACAGUCAGAAUCCCCGGAGAACCUCGAUCUGGAUCAGCUAUCGUUGGUGGAUGCAGAGAGAGCCACUCUAAAAAAGCUUCGGGACGAGAUAGAGGCAAACAUGGCUGUGCUGCAGAGGAUCCAAGCGAAUAUCGACGACGCGAACAAGAGCAAGUCUGCUCAUGCUCGCCAGAUCAAUGACGUCAUCGAGAACAACAGCAACGGAAACCACGGCAAUGUUAACAUAUGCGCUAACAGCACCGACGACAAUGUUAACAGCACCAAGGUGGCUAUCGCCGCCGGUAACAUCGAUAUGGGACAUACCAGUGUUGGAAAAGAAACCGUUGGUAGUGUUGUUCAGCACCAGAGUCGGAAUGUAAACAAGCUUCUGGAAUCUCCUGCAACAUCACUUGCCUUGGCAAAAGAGGUAACGAUGGAGUUUGACGGCGGCUUAUGUGCGCGCAAUUGGGUCACGCAGCUUCAGAACAUCGGAAAGAUUUACAAUUUGGACGACGGAUGCAUGCACAUGCUGCUAAUUGCCAAACUAAAAGGAAACGCACAGCGCUGGCUGCACGCAAGCGCCACACGCAUCCUAGAAUCGACCGACCAGCUGUGCGAACAGUUAAUCUUGACAUUCGAGGUCAAGAUGUCAAAAGGGGAACUGAGGAACGCAUUUCAAAAACGCGAAUGGCAUCCGGAUGAGAAAUUUGCUGUUUACUUCGAGGACAAGGUGAUGCUGGCCAACGACAUCAACAUCGAUCUAGAGGAGCUCCUGGAAAACAUCAUUGAAGGAAUCCCAGCACCAGCGUUGCGCAACCAGGCGCGCAUACAGUGUUUCUCCGAGCCGAUGCAAAUUCUGCGGGCUUUCUCGGAAGUCCGUCUGCCGAAGCACAAAACAGGGAGCAGUUCAUCAAAGCGCCUUACUGGAGGAGGUGCAGCCAAUAAGGACUUACGUUGUGCCAAUUGCAACUCCAAAGGGCACUUCGCCAGGGAGUGUCUCAAGCCAAAGAGGGAGCCCGGAUCCUGCUAUGCCUGUGGGGCAUUUGGACACUUCGUCGGACAAUGCCCGGAGCGCAAGAACGCCAAUAUCAACAAUUAUAAUGCCUCAUAGACACAAGGAGUCCAAUAUCAUUUACAAAGUUAAGCAAUGUAUCCAAGGAAAUUAAUUUAGAAUCCGCUUCAGAAACCUAUUUCGGGCUGAAUAAAAGCCAACUGACAAUACAUGGAAAAAUCUUAUGUUACAUUAUAAA